This is a messenger RNA of Schistosoma turkestanicum, 3153 nucleotides long. NCBI's taxonomy places the organism in Eukaryota, Metazoa, Platyhelminthes, Trematoda, Strigeidida, Schistosomatidae. The record is from the annotation of a GenBank genome assembly.
AUGUCGUUACCCUCGAAACGUAUUAGGUUAAGUGAGAAAGGACCUAAAAACCAUGAUUCUUACGAGAAAAAUGAAAGAUUUAAUUCCAUCGCAUCUGAUAUAUCAGUUUUGGUGCAUCUUGUUGAGUCUGUUACUGACGAGGAUGCUUCUGAAUUCGUUGCAAACGUGGUUGCUGCAGGAGAUGUUAGCCAGAUACUUAAAUUCUUGGAUACUGGGAAGGAUAGGAAGCCAGCAGAACUUCUUGCAGUCUUCAAAGCACUCACUAUUAUUAUUUUGAAAACUUCUCGAGAUCUGAAGGAUCGCUAUCCGAAUGUGGCCAGAGAGCUUUCCGAAGGCCUCCUUGAAGACGCUCGCUUCUCUUUAUGCCUGAAGUCCAUGAGGUCUCAGAAUGCGGAAAUCCUAAAAGCAUGUUUUCAGCUCUUAGCAUCUGUUGUGACGGUUAGUGAAGAUUUGGCUCGAGGGAUUCUACGAUAUGUUGAUUUCGAAAGCAUGAUAAUGAAAAAAUGUUCCAAAAGAAGAAACCUCGGAGACAAAUGUGACGUCCGAACUUGCUUUGUAAAUUUUCUGGCUUCUUUUGUUUAUCUAGACAAUAAUUUUGUCUUGAGAGAAUUGGUAGAUAAAAAAGGUGCUCUAGAUUUACUUAUUAAUGGAUCUUUUGUGGAUAAAUAUUCAAAUGUAAUUUUAAUCUUAUGCGUUCUCAAGAAAGUAGCUGAAAACAGUUCAAUCAGCAAAACACAGCGAGUGCGUGUAUUCAACCAAUAUUGUCUUCAAAAACUAGCAUCUCUGUAUAUAUGGCGGGGAGAGGGUAAUUCUAUUGAUGAAGUACUCAGAAAAGAUAUUACUGAGGUGAAUGAGCAGGAAUUAGCGUCAAUUAGAGACACCGUACACAAGCUCCUAACCCAUCUUUUUACAUCUAGUCGUUUUGGGCUAGUGUUUUCAAAUAAGUUUGAUUCUAACAUUCAGCACAAUAGUCUAAUACUGGCAUGUUUGACAUCCGCCCAGAUGGAGGAUGCGUAUAAAGAUCCCUUGCGUACCGAACUGGUUGUUGUUGCGCUCUGUAAAUGUCCAGAAUUGUUUCCUCAUUAUCUUGAUCACUUGGCUCCAAGUUUAUAUCCACGCAAUUCACCUACCUGGUUCUGCUUAAUGGAGUUUAUAUCUCACAUUUACAAAUCGGUUAGCAAAUAUAUCAUUCAGUUCACUGUAACUGCGUUAUCGCAUUCACUCAAUGUUGAAGUUUUAGCUGGCGUUAUGGCGAAUUUCUGUGUCUUGUCACCGAAAAUGGUUGAUCCUAUCAGGAAAGCCUUGCAGUUUAAUUUGGGCAUCAGAAAAGUGAAUAGUCUGAGACGUUAUUUAGCUUUGUUUCAAUAUUAUUCAAAUUACCCAGUAGUAUAUCAAUACUUAUCGAAAUUUAUUCAUUUAUUAUACACUCGUACAUCAUUAACUGUAUCGUACAAACCGAAAAUAUUUUUCAAAUUACUUUUAAAAUAUGUUAAUCUAAAAGCAAUGCUUUUCACAAAUGUUACAUUUAAACAUCAAUCAAUGGAUGAAAAAAUGUCAACCAUUUCAGAUGAAUAUUUAUUAAAAGAAUAUUUAUUCAGGUUUCUAUUGGAGAUAGCUUCUGUUGCACCGAAAUUUGUGUACAAACAUAUUUCAGUUUUAUGGUUAUUGAGUGCAUACAAUGCUACAAUGAGUUCGCUUGAUCAAACUAUUCUCCAAUUGAUUUAUCUUCUGGAAAAAUAUUCACCAGGAUCUUUGAUUCGGUCUAGUUAUCUUGUAUGGGGUCCUACCGUUUGUAAACAUUAUGAAUUUGAUUCACAAAGUAACGUAUUCAGUUAUCCAACUUUAUUGCGCGAACCUAAUGUAAAUACACUGUUCAAUGUAUUUGAUGACAAUCAAUUGUUAGAGUCGGCUUAUAACUUCCCGUUAUAUCGAAGGUGGCUUAAUGCUCCAGAUUCGUACGUCAUUGAUUCAAAGAUUGUAAAAAUUGAUCGUACACAUGAUCCGUGCUUCAUUCUGCAUGUGUUGUAUUACUACCUUCACUGUUUUUCAGGAGAAUGUGAACAAAACAAUGCCGAUGUUGUUAAACCUGUUCAGUUUUUGAAAACUUUCUACUUAAAAAAUUGUUUAUGUUAUGCUGUGGCUGGAUUAUCAAGUUACUCAAAACAUAUGCGAAAUAUGGCUAGAACAAUUAUCGGUAUUUAUCGGAAAUUAUUGGGUUUAUAUAUCUCCGGGGAUUCAACAACCUCUAAUAAUCAUGAUCGCUCAGAAAAAAAGCCUAAUUUAUCCUCUAAACAUUUUCCUGAAGGCCAACAAAUUGCCUUUGUUCUUGAUAUAUUGCGUAAUAGUUUAUCACAUGGUGGUGGGUCUGUUUUCGGUGGUGGAAGUCGUAAAGCUAAGUCAUUCCAUAUAUCGAUGGAUUCAGGUGGACGUUUAACAAAACUUCAUGCAAAUUUCUUUAUCAGAGUUUUAAAAAUACUCAGUCGACCAGAAAAUCAUAUGUUUCAGCCUAUUUGGAGUUGUUUGCUGGCAAAACCGGCAAUUGAUCUGAGAUAUGUACCGGAAUUUCUAAGAUUAUUCUUUUCAACCAAUAAUAAAUUCACUGUUGAACGUCAAUGGAUUUGUCGAUUGUGUGUUGAUAGUUUAAGUGAUCCAGCAGACUAUUUGGUGAUGGAAAAUUCUUUAGUAUUUAAACACAUUUUAUGUGCUUAUUCAUUGCCCUCAGCUGACAUGAGUUUCAAGUUAUCAGUAUUACGGUUACUUGCAAACGCUACAAAACACAAUCGAAUUGUACACUCACUGAUAAGAUUUCAUGCAAUAUUACUUUGGCUCGCGCGUUAUGCUGCCACUUCAACUAAUUCUACAGAACAAACAACGUUAUUUUUAUCCAUCCUAGAGAAUAUCCAUAAUGCUCUAGGCGAAAAAUCAUCCAAUCAGCCUAUUCUGGAUAUAGUAAAUCUGAUAAGAGAAGAAUGCUCUGUGAAAAAGAACAACAUGGACUUGUAUGCACUCUCAACGAUCCCUCCUGAAACUUGAAAUUACAUGCAUUUGUAAUCAUAUAUUCUGAAAUAUAUUUCUAUCUUUGUUAUUCCGAGUUUUAUAUGUCCGCUGGUUGCGAAACCAACUGCUGUUGAAUAAUUUAGAUCACUGUAGAAG